AUGCGCUUCCCAUCGAGCGGCGGCCUCAUGGUCAUGAGACGGUCAUUAGGUAGGCGUGACAGCCGUUUCACGACGUCCAUCCCGACGCCGAAGGAGAAUCUGAUAUCUUAUCGCGCUGCCUUUGGAUGUCCGCUCCAGAAGGAGGUUCAUUCGAAAGCCAUCUCCAGUUGUUAAUGCUCGGGAAGCGGAUCUCACAAAGAACCACAAUAACCGCUUUGUAGCAGGUCAAUUUCCGGACUACCAAAGCUAUCCUCCUUUCUGGACUGUUUGGCACCGGAAUGCCCAUGAGGGAACGAGCAAUGCGGACGGCCGGAAUGAGCAGGACCACUCUGGCAGUCUGUGGAGAGGCAGUGGAGUGGGGGCUGGUCUGGUUCUUGUUUCUUGUAGUGUUUCGACCGAAUAUUUCUUGUCCACAAGCCACUGCCAGCUUGCCGACGGCGUGCUUUACCAGCAACUUUUACAGCAUCUUUUCUAGCCGCGCUCUUCCAAGGGGACAGGCGAUGCUGUCCUAAAUUGGGUUGUUGUUGAAUUCCACUAUGGGUCACGACUUUUCAGCGAAGUGGCGAUCCGGAUUAGCCUCUCGUGCGUACAGGAUUGCACGUCGUCCACUCCGUAGGAUUUUUGUUUAUUUUGGGGAGGGAGAAUGGGAACUACCGGGUGUGCGGACACACACACGUUGGACACCCUCAUCUGGUGUCGCCUACCGGUCAAUAGCGGUUAUCGCCGCUUGACCGUCGUGUUCAGCAUGGCUUCGUAUAGCCAGAGAUGAAAGCUGGGUGCCUGGAGCGUACGAAGCAGAGUUAUUUGUCAGAUUUAUCUAUGCGUUUGAUGGGGGGCUGUCCGGGUAUUGCUUAUAAGUACUUGUUGCCACCGUGGUAGUGCCUGCACUAUCAGGUCCAGCUGGCGUCACUUAUACUCACUUUUCAUGCUUGGUAAUUGCCAACAGUGUAUGGUCGCGCAAAGUCCUGUUAACCAAAUUUUUGCAACCGGAGCGACUUUGCCGCUGCACCGUGGGUUCCCGUCCACGGCACUCUGUGCACGCGAAAAUGUGCACGGACAAUGUGAAGCAGGCAAUCUGAAAACCAGCAACUUAACUCAACCGGCCACUUCCUUCAUCCCUAAAUUUAUGCUUUACCUCCUGUCCGAAGGCCGUUCUACACCAAAAUUAUUCGAGAGAUGUUGCUGAAAUACGUUUGGGGAAACCCUAAUGACCAUUUAAGGCUUAUUUUCCAUCGUCAGCCAUCGGGAGAGCCCGAGGAUCUAACAUGGGUCUUUUGGUUACUCCACAUGGUUUCAAAGUCUCUGCUAAGGGGACACAAGACAGCCGCCCUCUUGACUGAGGGUGUCAGAUGGUGUCAGGCCGAUGACAGCAAGUAAGCCCCGCCCGAGCCCACCUCCAGACGCCUGGGCAUUGUCGCGUUAUCGGAGACUGAUGGAUGAGGGAAAGGCGAGUGCGGCAAAUGCGAGCAGGUCUACCUCACUACAAACUUAUUCGUGAGCAGGCCACCUGUGCCGCAGCUACUCCGUGUGGCACCCGGUGGACGUCCUCGCUUACGACGGUCGAACCCUCAAGCAAGCCACCAGCGGCCAUUUCAGUUUCUCCUUGGUUGGUCUGUGCCACCUGUCGCUUAUGGGUUGCGCGUCGUUGCGCAACCGCCUGCGAGAGUCCUAGCAGGAAAAACUGAGUCGCCCGGUUUGCGCCGCAUAAUCACAAUGGAUAGAUGAGUGCACUUCCACGUGAUUAACCACCACACAGGUUUUGCUUUUCUGCAUUUCUUUUCUAACAGUUCACUUCCGUCACAAGUACAUUUCGGAGUCGACGCUAAAUUGUCAUGUCCGCUAUUGUCAGGCUAGGCAACGGUAAGGUGGAGGACCCCAAUUAGCUGUCGGUAGACUGUGGACCGUGUGUUAAUAUAUGUACAGUAGGCGGGCUAAUUCAUGAAAUGUCAACCGAAAUUCCAAAAUGCGUUUUCGUUUCGAAAAGAUUACUUAAGUAGGGUUGUAAAAUUAAUCCUAAUGCAGAAUAAUUCUAAAAUAAUACAGUUACCUCAGGAUGCCAGCUUUCGAACGAAAUCCUUUUCGGCUGGAUGCAAAAACUAUACUCGACAAAAAAUGCCUACAUAUGCGACAUGCAUUUUUCCCCUGAUUUUCGAUGCCUUUAAAAAUACAGUUAUAUUUCAUGGAAAACACGCAUAAAAAUAUUUAUUGGUCUGCUCAUUCGGUUGAGAAUUGCGUCUUCUUUCAAUUUUAUAGUCGAAGGAAGGGUUUAAUCCGGCUUUUAAAAAGUUUCUAAUUGCGAGAUUUUUUAAUACCGUAAAUGACCGUUCAUAAAACGUCAUGUCUCUGCAUUUAUCAACGUGGCUUGUAAAGUUACCAAUAUGGCCCAAAUCUACUGCUACAUCUUAUGAACCCCAUAUGGUCUCCUAUUAAUACCGUUGAUAAAUGUAUGGAUUUCUAUACGCGGAAAAUAUACGGCUUAUAGUUUGGAGACCCGAAUGCAAGUGUAACGGCAAGACGGCGUUCAAAUUUAUUCGGGAACUGGAACAGCUUCCGAAAACCGAACUAUACCCUUCCUUCGAGUAUAAAAUUGAAAGAAGACGUAAUUUUCAACCGAAUGAGCAGAAGAAUGAAUAUUUUUCUGCACGUUUUCCAUGAAAUAUAAUUGAAUAUUUAAGGGCAUCGAAAAUCAACGAUAAAAUUGCAUGCUACGUAUGUAUUCAUUUUUUAGAGAGUUUGGUUUUUUGCACGCAGCUGAAAAGAGGUUCAUUCGAAAGCCGGCAUCCUGAAAUAACUGAAUUAUUCUAGAACAAUGCUGCAUGAUGAUUAUUUUUACGACCCUAGUUAAUUAAUCUCUUCGAAACGAAAACGCACUUUGUAAUUUCGGUUGACAUUUCAUGAGUUAGCCCGUCUACUGUACUUACAAAUCUACUUAAGUACUGAUGGAUGGCUGUUUUACGCAAGAGCUGAGAAACGGAAAGCAACUGAGUCUGAAGUGAGGGACAACAGAAAUGUCUGCCAGUUGACAGACUCCGUUUUUCGAUGGUUAUGUACUCUUUCGAGAUGAAACGUCAUGGAAUAUCCAGCUGGACACCGUAUAUGCAUACAUUCAUCAUUUCACUCGAGGGUAUCUUUUUGACACCGAUCGUCUUCCGUGUUUAUCUCGCAUUCCGUCAGCUUCCUGUCCUGCGUAAUACGUUUCCCAGUACAACACUACAUCUCGUCUGUGACUUCUUUGGGGGGAGGGGGGAAUAAACUGUAAAUGUGGCAGCAUUAACGUAGUUUAAACACCCUUAACGACAAGUGUGCAUUUGCUUGAACCAACCUCGAUUCCAUCUAAUUCAAACGCCUGCGCACCUCCUCUCCAUAAAAUUGCCUGAUCUAAGGCCUCUUCGGUUAGUGACUGUCCUACAAGUAGAUGAGGUCGCAGAAGCUUGCUUGUGUGUACUUUUAGCAUAAUCUGUCGCGGAAAUGCCGGUGAGGUGAGGUGAAAAUAAACCGGUGGGCAAAAUAAAAGGCCUGUAAAAACGGCAUGCUAAAAUCUGCACGCUUAUUUUUGUGUGACGGACCGCUCGGAAGUGAGACAGCCAUGACGGAUCAGAGCUCUAGUUUUUUAUGAAGGGUGUUUUUACUGUCAUGGAGGUGAUAUACUGGACGCCACUAAUCUGCGACCCGGCGGACCAAAUAUCCCAAAAUUCUCAUGCCUUUUGUAAAUUGGAUCAGCAAGAGGAGUGUGUAUCAAAUCUGUGUUCCCAUACAGGUGGUCCUGUUAGACACAUGCUCGAGCUCGCAGCCGAGACAUUUUGGCAGGAAAAGCAGAAUGCGGACUCUACGUACGCUCCUUGUCCACAAAAUUUCUCUAAUGUUAAGGUAAACACCUGCUUCUGGAGAAUAAUCCGAAAGGUCGGAAAAUAUAGGGAGUUUUCUCUCUGCCCGAGAGAGAGGGAGAGCGUGGCGGUUGGAAGCCAAGUCGAGAAGUCAGAGCUUUGCAUGCAGUUCAUAACAGUCAAGGAAAGCCCUACUUAAAUUUCGAGUGGUCGAUGUAAGGCAAUGAAUGAAGGACUCUCAUAUAUGAUAGUGAUUUCAUCUCCCUCGAGAAAUGAUCUGAAUACGCUUAUUCGGAACAGGGGAUAAAGUGGCGUGCUCCGUAUUAGGGGUGGCCUUGGGCUAAAUUUCCCGGUGGUACCUAGAUUUGUGUACUAAAUUUAGCCCUAACCCCACCCAUGACCCUAAACCUCUUAACCCGAACUUCCCUAAUUCUAAAUGUUACUGUAACCGCCCUGGAAUUUGGAACAAGACCAUCCGUAAUAUGGGGAAGGUACUUAUUCCCAUGCCCUACCGUUUUCUUGAUCUGGCCACAUCAGACGGGCGCCAGUAGACUUCAUUCCCAGUGUCUGCAAUCUCUUGUUCCAGUUUAAAAACUUGAUUACUUGACGAAUUUUAUAGCGUCUUCUGCUUACUCGCAGGGGAUUCUGUACCCGAAUAUGCUGCUCCCCUUGGAGUUCUCGCAAUGAUGUCCAGUGCUCCAAACAAGGGAACAAAAGACACUUUGUCAUUACCUCAGUGCGGUAAGGGCGUAACUGUCAUCCGGCAAAUCUCAUGGCAUAUUACCUGCGUCCUGUGAGUUUGUUCUGCUGAGAGUUUUCAUGGUCAGUACACCAGUAUGUUGGAACCAGUUACAACCUUGGCGAAGAAAACUGAAUGCCAAAGUAAUACUUUCAAGGUCCAGGAAAAGGCCAAAAGCGAGUAGGGGACUCGAUGAAGCCUGCACGUGCAGAUGGCACAGCAGAACUAAAACUUGACAUGUUGGAGAGAAGGGAGUGUGUGCGGAGGCAGGGAAGAAGCGGACGACGACGACGAUGAUGAUGAUGAUGAUGAUGAUGAUGAUGAUGAGGAGGAGGAGGAGGAGGAGGAGGAGGAGGAGGAGGAGGAGGAUGGUUGUGACGAUGGUGAAAGGUUGACAGUGGCAACGUUGGUGACGACGGUGCCGCCGCUGUUGAUACCGUCUGUGCAUUCACGGUGA
This is a messenger RNA of Spirometra erinaceieuropaei, 5020 nucleotides long. Lineage: Eukaryota; Metazoa; Platyhelminthes; Cestoda; Diphyllobothriidea; Diphyllobothriidae. The record is from the annotation of a GenBank genome assembly.